Messenger RNA from Microcebus murinus (gray mouse lemur), 5032 nucleotides. It is a transcript of the gene NUBPL, whose product is annotated as NUBP iron-sulfur cluster assembly factor, mitochondrial. Gene Ontology annotation, cellular component: mitochondrion. NCBI's taxonomy places the organism in Eukaryota, Metazoa, Chordata, Mammalia, Primates, Cheirogaleidae. Gene Ontology annotation, biological process: iron-sulfur cluster assembly; mitochondrial respiratory chain complex I assembly. The record is from RefSeq and is a predicted model, not a curated record. Gene Ontology annotation, molecular function: ATP-dependent FeS chaperone activity; ATP binding; 4 iron, 4 sulfur cluster binding.
ACCUCGCGCCCGCCGCGAGGGUCUCCCCGCUGGGCUCGGGGCAGCAUUCCGCGCCAUGGGCGCUUGGCAGCGUUUGCUGCGUUUUGGUGGGGUGGUACUCCGCCCUGAUGGCGGGUCCACCUCCCCGCUUGGGAGAAGCCGAGCGUUGGUUUGUCGGCGCCAGUUAUCUGGUGCUGAGAGUGAGACACUAAAACAAAGAAGAACACAAAUCAUGUCCCGAGGACUUCCAAAGCAGAGACCAAUAGAAGGUGUUAAACAAGUUAUAGUUGUGGCUUCUGGAAAGGGUGGAGUUGGAAAAUCUACCACAGCAGUGAACCUUGCACUUGCACUAGCGGCAAAUGAUUCGUCAAAGGCCAUUGGUUUGUUAGAUGUGGAUGUGUAUGGCCCUUCAAUUCCAAAGAUGAUGAAUCUGAAAGGAAAUCCAGAAUUGUCACAGAGCAACCUAAUGAGGCCUCUUUUGAAUUAUGGUAUUGCUUGUAUGUCUAUGGGCUUCCUGAUUGAAGAGACUGCACCAGUUGUUUGGAGAGGCCUUAUGGUCAUGUCAGCCAUUGAGAAACUACUGAGGCAGGUAGAUUGGGGUCAACUGGACUAUUUAGUUGUUGAUAUGCCGCCAGGAACUGGAGAUGUGCAGUUAUCAGUCUCACAGAAUAUUCCCAUUUCAGGUGCUGUGAUUGUCUCCACACCCCAGGAUAUUGCACUGAUGGAUGCACACAAGGGUGCUGAGAUGUUUCGAAAAGUCCAUGUGCCUGUUCUUGGCCUUGUCCAAAACAUGAGUGUUUUCCAGUGUCCAAAAUGUAAACACAAAACUCAUAUUUUUGGUGCUGAUGGUGCAAGGAAACUAGCGCGGACCCUUGGUCUGGAUGUUCUAGGAGACAUUCCCUUACACCUUAAUAUAAGGGAAGCUUCAGAUACAGGCCAGCCAAUUGUGUUUUCUCAGCCUGAAAGUGAUGAGGCAAAAGCUUACCUGAGGAUUGCUGUAGAAGUGGUAAGAAGGUUGCCACCACCUCCAGAAUGAUUCCCCAAAUAUCCUGGAAAUCUGCCUGGUACUGAUAAUAAGAGGAUCUUUGGAAAUCAGCAGUGUGGUAGUGGGACCUACAGAAAUAGUAGCAAUCAUAAUUGCUUUCUUUUAUUUCUAAGGAAAUAAUGUCGUGUUUUAGAUUUGAUACACUAUGAUUCACAAAGUUUUAUGUUUCAAUGCUAACUGAGUAUGUUUAGGAAUUUUUUGAAAGCUGAUGUGUACCAACUAUGCAGAAUUGCAUUUUAUUUUUAUUGAAUUACUCCUUGAGGAAUCAUGAGUUCAUGAUGUUGCAAGCCCUGUUUGGACAGAACUGCACUUUUUUUGCAGGACCACAGAGUUAGUCAUUUAAAAGAUACUAAAUUCGUGUAUGGACAUAAAAGUGUGACACCUCCCCACCAUGCAGUUUUUUCUGGCUUUCAGUCCUGUCUUUAGUCCUAUCUUGGUCAUGUUCUUAAUAUGGAUGAACCUCUGCUUCUUCAUCUGUAUCAGACUGUACCCCAGACUUAAUGAACCUGAAUCUCCAGAGGUGGGGCCUGGACACGUAUGUUUUUAAUAAGAUGAUGAUGAUGAUGAUUUUAAUGGCAAAAAUAAUAAUAGCUAACUUUUAUCAAGUGGUUUCUAUGUGUCCCUAUAGCUAAUCUUCCAUUUGUAUGAGUGGGCUACUAUUGUUAUCUCCAUUUACAGAUGAGGAAACUAAGGCGUAAGAAAGUUAAAUGUCUUGCUGAGGAUUUCUUUAUCUAGGAAGUGAUGGAGCUGGGAUUUGAACUUGAGUAGUUGGAUACUAUAUUCCUCCUUUUAUACACUAGUGUGCAUUUGUUAAUUAUAAAAAGGGGAGGAUAUAGUAUUUAACAUUUCCUCAAACUUAUUUGCCUAUGAAAUCCACCCCCCUUUUUAAAAGCAUUUCAUGGAGUUCAUGUUUCAAAGAAUACACUUUGAAAAACAUGUAUCUUGUCUAAUUGAAGCUCAGAGAGAGAAUCAAGGACUUUGCAAGGUUAAGUAGUAGAUAGUUAUAAAGCUGCAAGUACUGAUAAGAGUGAGUCACUAGUUAAUUGUCAGUUAGAAGGAAGUAGUCUCUCACCUCUGACAAAUGCCUUGACAUCCUUUGCUCUAUAGUCAUCAGCCAAAACAUUAGGCAAAAAGUUGCACAUCAUUGUAAACGUAUUUUCACCAAAAACCUGUAAAUGGAUGUUUAUAGCAGCUUUAUGUGUAAUAACAAAAACAACUCAGAUUUUCUUCAAUGGGUAAAUGGUUAAACAAGCUGUGGUAUAUCCAUGCCAUGAAAUACUACUCAGUAAUAAAAAAGAAGAAACUAUGGAUACAUGCAAUGAGCUGAAUGAAUUCCAGAGAAUCAUGCUGAGUGAAAAAGCCAAUUUCAAAAGGCUGUGUACCAUAUGAUUCCAUUUAUAUGACAUUCUUGAGAUGACAAAAUUAUAGAAAUGGAGAACAGGUUAGUGGUAGCUGUGUUAAGAAAGGAGUGAGGAUGGGGGAGAAUUGGGUGUAGCUAUAAAAGCAACAUGAGGGAUCCUUUGAUAAAGGAAAUGUUCUAUAUCAUGACUUUCUUGAUGUCAGUAUCUUAGUUAUGAUAUUGUAUUAUAGUUUUGCAAGAUGUUACCAUUGGGGGAAAUUGGGUAAAGGGCACUUGGAAUCUCUCUGUAUUAUUUCUUACAACUGCAUGUAAAUCUACAAUUAAUUCAAAAUAAAAAUAAAAGUUUUAAAAACAUGUAUUGCUAUAUCUGAACUGAAAUUCUUGGUACAAAAUUACCUAUACUGAUUAAUAUCAUGAAUAAAAUUCUUUGUGGACACACAAUAAUCACUUAUCACUCUGAGAAGGAAGUAAUGGCCUACAGUUGCAGAUAUGUAUUUGUGUUUUUAUUAUUUAUUUAGUAGGGAGGAAAUAUAGAUGAUCACUGAGCACUUUUGAUAACAAAAAGCAAGUACUUCAACCAAACUUAACUUUAUCCAGAAAAAGAAUGAUUUAUAAGCUCCAGAGGUGCUUAAAGUUGUGUGCCAUAGUUUAAUACAUCUCAUGGGGAAAUGGAAAAAGAUAGUCUUUACUCAUAAUUACAUGACUUACAGAAGGAUCCACAUAUGUCAUUCCUUGUCCCCUUCUCCUUCAGUGCAGAUACUUCAAGGAAAGCUACUGGGGAAAAAAAUGGUUGGGGAAUACAUGCACAUUCAGAAGUAGAAGAAGGAAAAGUAGCUCUGAAAGCAAGAACUAAACUUAUUCUAAAAUUUUGCCUCUCAUAGUCUUUGUCAAGCUUCAAAGAGCUGGCUUCUAAGAUAGACUCCCAAGCACCGCUAUUGUUGCCUAUUGUUAAAGGGCAUUUAUUAAUAUUUAUUCUUCAUUCUUCACAUUUCAAUAGAGUGUAGAGAAUUUCUAUUCUACUAUCCAAGAGGGAAAGGUAAGCUCCCUCACUCACUCCAUUCCAGGAAAGGAGGAAUGGGAAAAUUUCUUCCUAAAACCCUCUGCACUUCUUUGAUUUCAGCCAAAUCCCAAGUUUUCUGAGGCAGGCUACAGGCAAACCUGAAGUUGUCUCUCUCUGCCUUGCACUUCAGGGGGGGAAGUCCAUCUAAUUUAGGGUUAGAGUGUUUAGUUGCCCAUUCUGGUCAUAUAUCCUUGAAUCCAGCCUUUGUUAGUAAUAAAGCUGAUAUUUUUGCCUUUAUCAGAAUUCUUUGUCUCUCAGUUCCAAACAGAGGAAGAAUCCCUACAUCCUGUACCCCGCUGCACUUCCAGGAAACCCAAAAUACCUUUAUGGAGUCCUAGAAAAUUAAAACUGAAGAAUAUAUUAGAAUUCAGAUAGUCCCUACAACUACACUUAAAGUAUGUCUAAUAAAAAGUAAGAUCAUCAAUGACCAAAAGCUUUUUUAAGGGGAAAGGUUACUGUGAAGUAUAAUAAAUACACAGGAAAGCACAGAAGACAUAAAUGUGCAGCUUAAUUAUUCACAAAGUAUAUACCCGUGUAACUAUUAACCAAGUUAACAAGUAGAACACUGUCAGGAUCCUAAAAGCCCCAGUAUUUUCCUUUCCAAUCACUAACCCCUCCUUCCCUACAAGUUACCCAUAUACUGAUGUUUAAACACUUAAACUUGUGUCCUUAAACACUACAGUUUUGCCUGUUUUUUGAAGUUCAUCUUAAAUGGAAUUGUAUUUUUUUGUUCUAUAUUCCUUUUAUAAUAUUUUGCUCUAUAUUGACUGCUUUUGCUUUAUAUUAUGUUUUUGAGAUCUAUGUCUAUUGUUGCUUUUAGCUGUGAUGUGUUCAUGUUCUUUGCUGUAGAAUAUUCCAUUGUUUGGAUAUAUACAACUUAUCCAUUCUGUAGGCAGACUUUUGGAUUGAUUCCAAUGUUUUGCUAUUACAAAUAAUGCUGCUUUAAACAUUUCUGUACAUAUUUUCUUGGUGUUCAUGCAUUUGAAUUUCUGUUCAGUUAUUUCUAGGAGUAGAUUUACUGGUAGUAGUUUAGUGAUAUCUCAUUGUGUAUCUUAUUUUAACUUGCAUUUUCCUGAUUGUAAAUGAGGUUGAGCACUGUUACAUAUAUUUAUUGGCCAACUGGCUAUCCUCUUUUGUCAAAUCUCUUGCCCCUUUUUCUUUUAUAUUGUUGGAAUGCUUUAUAUAUUCUUGAUAAGAAUCUUUCCUCAGUACUAUGUGUUGCAGAUAUCUUUUUCCACUCUGUAGCCUGCCUUUCCUUCUCUGAAUGGUAUCUUUUGAUAAACAGAAGUUCUUAAUUUUAGUGUUUCAAGUUCACCAUACUUUUCCUUUAUUAUUAUUGAUUUUGUGCCAUACUCUGAAGUCAUGAAGAUAUAUUUCUGGAGGUAUAAUUGUUUUGCCUUUUACCUUUAGUUCUGUGAUCCACCUGGAAUUGGUUUUGGUUUUGGUUUUGAUUUUGGUUUUUAAGUGAGAUAAGCUUUAAGUUUGUUUGUUUUUUCGUUUUUGUAUAUCUAAUUGGCCCAGUAACUUUGGGACUCUCUUUUCUCCCUACUGUUCUAUGGUACCGCCUUUGUUGUAAAUUAAAUUCUUU